GACUUUGAGCAGGCAGACAAGAUCCGUGCAGAGCUUCAGGAUCUCGGAGUCGAUCUCCUGGAUAAAGAGAAGCUGUGGAAAUGCCCAAGCCGAGGGUUGCAGGGCAUCAUCACGGGCUUUCGCGCCAAUGAGCUGAGUGACGUGGAGGUGUCCACCCUUGUUCUGCAGCGGGAGAAGGCCCGGAUGGCCAACGACUAUGAGCUCUCAGACAUGAUUCGCGAUGAGCUAAAGAACCAUGGGGUAACCAUUGACGAUAAGAGAAAG
Symbiodinium pilosum is the source of this 264-nucleotide messenger RNA. The record is from the annotation of a GenBank genome assembly. Lineage: Eukaryota; Dinophyceae; Suessiales; Symbiodiniaceae.